This is a messenger RNA of Penicillium verhagenii, 567 nucleotides long. Its product is annotated as iron-sulfur cluster assembly protein CIA2. NCBI's taxonomy places the organism in Eukaryota, Fungi, Ascomycota, Eurotiomycetes, Eurotiales, Aspergillaceae. The record is from RefSeq and is a predicted model, not a curated record. The coding region runs from base 1 to 567 and encodes 188 amino acids. Gene Ontology annotation, biological process: iron-sulfur cluster assembly. The transcript has 2 exons.
AUGGCGGAGAUACAGAAUUCCAACCCCACGAUCCUGAACGUGGCAGAUCUCCCCACUAGGAAUCGCUCCACUCUCAAACCAGGAGAUCACAACUCUGGCAUAUUUGCUGCCGUCCCGAAUCCCGCUGACUUUCUCUCGUCGGACUCGGAAGAUGACGACUUACUGGAGGAGCCAAUUGACGAACAAGAGAUUUAUGACUUGAUCAAGUCAAUCUCGGAUCCAGAGCAUCCCCUGUCCCUAGGGGAACUGGCAGUCGUCUCCCUUCCUGAUAUCUUUAUUAAACCAACCCUUCCCAAUGUUCCGGAUUCACCCCUUCAGACCGUCACUGUUCUGAUUACUCCAACAAUCACCCAUUGCAGUCUUGCCACCGUCAUUGGUUUAGGAGUUCGUGUGCGAUUAGAACAAGCUCUCCCACCCCGUUUCAGAAUCGAUGCGCGCAUCAAAGAAGGAACCCAUAGCACGGGGGAUGAGGUGAAUAAGCAGCUAGGCGACAAAGAGAGAGUUGCGGCGGCUUUGGAGAAUGGGGCCCUGAUGCAAGUCAUUGCUAAGAUGAUGGAGACUUGUUAA